Molecule: messenger RNA, 995 nt
Organism: Aptenodytes forsteri (emperor penguin)
Lineage: Eukaryota; Metazoa; Chordata; Aves; Sphenisciformes; Spheniscidae
Product: myopalladin-like
Exons: 8
Coding region: 218-856 (212 amino acids)
Source: RefSeq, a predicted model, not a curated record
GAUCAAGAGACCACCAGUAGCUUAGGCUCAGACCACUGCUGGCUUUCAUUAGAUAAACUUUUCACUGUAGAAAACCUUUUCACAAGAGGGGAACAGAGAGACUAUGACCAGAAAACCUUUCCACCAGUUGUAAACAGAAACAGGUUCAUAGGGUAAAUCCGAGGGCUAAGCCUCCUUGCAAGUCUCAGCAUCCUGGCAGGGCCAGAGGAAUGUCACAAUGCAGAGUCCCUCGGCGAGCCUGACCGGGUCUGCCUAUGGAAGCACACCUGUGUUUACAAAGGGUCUACAAAACAUAAAAGCUACGAAGGGUCAAUUAGUGGUAUUUGAAUGUCGCAUUCGCGCUACACCCACCUUACAGGUUCACUGGUACAGAGAAUAUGAUCAGAUAAUAGAUUCUGCCGAUUUCCGAAUACUACGAAAAAAGGCUUGUUCGUCAGCUGUUCCCGAGGAAGUCUGCACCCUGGUUAUUACAGAAGCUUUUCCAGAAGACUCUGGAAUAUUUAAAUGUGUUGCUGAAAAUGAAUUUGGAUCUGCAGCAUCCAGUGCACGUCUCUCUGUUUCCCCAGGAGCAAAAGAGCUGGAAAGCUUUGCGGGUGCUGCCCACAGGCCAGCUGUACAAGUCACCAUGAAGAAACCCACCUUCCCUAGGAACAGCCAAACAGGAGCCAAGGACCGAGAUGCGGCUGGCCUGCCAUCCUACAGCACAGAGACCCCAGCGCUGGGCAGUCGAGCAGAAGCCACAAACUUCGGCCAGAUGAACUCCAAGAGCGAAGCUGAAGAUUUUCAUGGAGCUUAUAAGAAUUCGCCUCAGGCUUCACCUCUGCGCCAUUUGUUGCUAUAUGACACAAGCGACUAAGAGAACCCGAUCAGACGCAACAUGUCACCAUUCACAGAACGUAAACUGAAGCAGUACAGAAAAGCUGGUCUCCAACACCCCGCAGCGCUGGUCAGAGUACUAUUAAGUUACCCUACCACAGGCUAUGAGAUUUUUUUUU